UUGACCACUUGAGAAAAAGUCAUAUUGGUACCAGAUAUCGAUACACAUACCCUCCCUCUAUCGGGAGACAAACUCGACAACAUGCUAGCAUGAGACUCCUACAUCUUGCUUACGUUUAGCUCGUCUUUGCCUGUGGAGUAGCGGCGAAAAAGGGCGGGUCUCUACCUUGGUGGCAACUCUGCGACGCUCCGAGCAUUCGAAUCUCACUUCUAAGAACACCUGGCGUGGGAAACAGCCAACCUUCUAACAAUGACAGAGCCAGUGCUACUGCCGAUGAGCGAGUAUAUAGUCGGGGAUGAAGCCAUGGCGGAGCAGACUGCUGACGCCAUCCUGAAGCAGAUGGACGAGCAGUUGAUUGAGCUCAUUGGGGUAGACAGGUCUCAUCUCGUCGUGGAACCGGAACUGGAAGUUCAUGUCGAUGAAGCGCAACAUACGCCCAAAAUGAUCCAUCACAGCUCUCUUGAAACAUCAGCAGGGCUUUCCGACAUUACGUUUCCUUCCUCUCGGCACAUGCUGCUGGAUUAUCCCAUGGUACUGGACAAGCGACGGAACCCAGAGCUUACUGCACCCAUACACGUGACGAAACACUCUUCCGAUCGGGUAUCCUUGUCUUCCAUGUCCUCUGCAUUGCCUUCUCUGGCCAGAUGCGAAACCACGUUGUUGCUCGAAGAUGACGACGAUGAUGUAUCUCUGCUAGUUGAUGACGAAGAACCACCAUCUACCAUUCAAGUCACGUCAGGAAGGGAUUCUGUAACAACACGGAGCAUUCAAGAUGCAGUGGAUGCUAUCCGGGAAGAAGCAUCACGAGUAGAAGCAGCAUUGGCUAUUGACCAGGUUCAGACAAUGCAGAAUGAAUGUUUUUCCAUGAGGAAGCUGCUUCGGGCACAGGCAGAUCAAAUCGAGCAUCUGAAGAAAGAACUGAAACUGAAGGACGACAAACUGGCCAUGAUGGAACUUGAGCGUGAUUUAUUCAAGGCCGAUAUGGAUGCUCUUGAAAUAGAACGAAGAUUAGCUGCCGCCGACAGGGCUAGCACUGUAAAGCGCCAGGUUUUGGGCUCUCCAUUGAACUCCUCUGUCACUCAGUCGUCGAGUGGCGGGACCUUUCAGACAGCUGCCACUCAUCUUCAGCAACCGACAACAGAACGCACCAGCUUGGCUAGCACUCCUGAAACGGUUGAUUUGAGGUCCUUGGCAAAUCAAUGCAAGGGGAAGGCGACUCAAAUGGAGGAACUUGCCGCCCAGAUGAACGCCAAAGAAAGUACAGUGAAGCAAUCAACCAAGACUGUAUCUGAGGUAUCGGGUCGACGGAGCCGCACUCAGCUUGGGGAAAUUGGCAAUGUUUCUUGUCCAAGAGACAGCACAGGCCCUGCUUGCGUACCCUCGUCUUCAUCAAAGAAUCAACUCGAAAAGAAUGGUGACUCUCCUUAUUAUAAUCGCGAGAACGAGAAGCAAGAGACGACUGGUUCGAUUGUGCCAUCAGCAGCGUCAACGGAUUCUCGCAGCAGCAAGCCUUUUAGCGUGACAAGCGGUAAGAAUUUUUCUCCUCCUGGGUCAGCGUCGAUGGGAACUCGCACCUGUAAGCCUACCAGUGUGGGCAGCAGAAAGACGCUUUCAUCAUCCAUUGGGACGCCAUCUCGACAUAGUAAGCUUCUGAGUGUGAAAAGUGUAAGGAGGAUCUCCCUUCCAACAAAGAAAGAUGGGAUUGCCAAUGACUCGCAGGGUCCUUCAUAUACGAAGAAGGACUUAUCGGAAGGAACCCCCAAAGGAAACCGAUCUGCAAAAGACAAGAAAGCCUUCUCCAAAGAGUUCAGGCCAAUCCAACCUGGGCCCUCAAUGGUGACGAAACCUCAAGUUGUGGCAGCUCCUGUGCCACGAAAGGCGAAUUCGCCAUCUACACCACAAAUACAGUCGGAGAAGGAGGCCAAGGAGAACAAAACUGUGACAAAUCCCCCCAAGUCUCGUGAACGCAUUUGUCUCAUGCGCACAGUGGAAAAGACUGGGGCCUUUCCAACCCUUGGUAGUAAUGAGAAAACAUCCCUGACAUCCAGGAGUUCAGAGUCUGAGAGUUGCGCCAAUCAAAGCAAGUCAGGGAUCUCCGCAAUCUUUCGAAGACGAAAGGGAAACAAGAAAGAGUCUGUCAAGAGACCAUCUUGUGCGGAGAAGGCCCGCGAGAACAGAGACUCUCUGCAAACACAAGUGGAUGAACUGGCGCAGCGCCUAAAGAAUUCAGUGGAGGGCUCAGAAGAACUUCGAUUGAGACUAGCUAUGAUCAGUCGAUACUAUGAGUGCACAGUUCACCGGCUACACGAGAACAUUGUGUCUUUAAAGAAGGAGCAAGCUGCCAUGAAGGUCGGCUUGACGAAGCAAAUAAAGUCCAUUGAUCGCGAAAGGCUUUUAGCCAUCAAACGGAAUGAGCUUAUGGUGAAAGAGCAACAGAUUGCCAAGUUCCGCCGGCAAAAGAAGUAGAUAGUUUUUUUCAAAAGGGGCGGGGCUUUCAUCAGCACAUUUGUCUAUAGCAAGAAAAUUAGUACAAACGUCUCUUGUUGUUUCUGUUUGCUUUGCAACUGGGCCAAGCUAGCUAGCUAUCGCUGUACUAUGU
Messenger RNA from Seminavis robusta, 2599 nucleotides. The record is from the annotation of a GenBank genome assembly. NCBI's taxonomy places the organism in Eukaryota, Bacillariophyta, Bacillariophyceae, Naviculales, Naviculaceae.